This is a messenger RNA of Porites evermanni, 945 nucleotides long. Lineage: Eukaryota; Metazoa; Cnidaria; Anthozoa; Scleractinia; Poritidae. The record is from the annotation of a GenBank genome assembly.
CUGGCUUCUGCUUCAUCUGUACCUACAUCAACAAAAGAAACAACCAAUUAUGCCAGGCUAUGUCGUGUUCUUGUCGAUUUGAGAACUUGUGCUCUCAGGGAUUGCUUUGAUGCCAUCUUCAUACCACCAACUCUUCACAAGGUCUUGGCAGCUACUCAACCCACAUUGCAGUCUCUUAGAUCACGAAGAAUCAUCAAUGUCACACAAUGGGGAAAUCUCUUUCCUUCAAACCCUGCUUCAGUGUCCUCAACAGAUUUCGACAUCACCUUACUCAUGAUUCUUUUUAGAAACAUAUGUGGUAUGGCUCCACUAAUCACUGGAUGGGACUCCCUGCCUGUGGCCACGGACGUCAGCCGUGAAGCAGACAUUGCACGAAUCAAAUACUUCAGAAAUAGCAUUUAUGCUCGUGCCGAUCACGCUUCUAUCGAUGAUGCAACUUUCAACAAAUACUGGAAGGAAAUUCGAGACACUCUAGUACGAAUAGGAGGAGUUAAAUACAAGGUGAGAGAUGAAAAAUGUUUUGGGCGUUUUGUUUGAACACUAACUAGGUUUGAUAUGUUACUUCCCUGCAUUCACAGUGUAAUGAAAGUUAAAACACUACUCAGACUAGUCACACCAGUGCAGUGAUUCAUAUGUUGCCCGUUCUAUUUGAAGGACUCUGUUGACUUUUUCGAAGUUUGCUGUAUGGAUCCCGAUAUGCAGCAACAUUACAAAGAACUCCUUCAUCAGUGGAAAAGUGAUGAAGAUAACAUAACAGAUGAGUUGAAACAAAUUGUCACCAAUAUGAAAGAAUUUGGUACAGCCAUUAAAGAAGUGAGCAGCGACGUUAAAGAAAUUGGUAUCGACGUAAAAAUCCUCACAAAAAAGCUUGAUGACUUGAUGGCAUCAACCGUGAUUUCUGCCAGUGAAACAAAUGAUGAAGGUGAGUAUAUAAAGACUUUUAAC